This is a messenger RNA of Lotus japonicus, 1328 nucleotides long. Its product is annotated as urease accessory protein D-like. Bases 168 to 1076 code for a protein of 302 amino acids. The transcript has 9 exons. NCBI's taxonomy places the organism in Eukaryota, Viridiplantae, Streptophyta, Magnoliopsida, Fabales, Fabaceae. The record is from RefSeq and is a predicted model, not a curated record. Gene Ontology annotation, molecular function: nickel cation binding.
ACACUCUCUGGUGUUGUCGAUCGUCCCCACUCCCCAUUAAUCUAUUUGUUGUUACAAUCAAAUGACCUGUUAGUUUAAGUAGUGAGCUGUUUGAUUUCUUGUAAAUAGAAACAGUAGUUGAUAUAAGCUAUCCAAUUUUAUCUUCAUUCAACUAAGCACCAGGAAGAAUGAGAAAUGGUGAGGAGGUCAAAGAAAAGGAAACAGGUUCAGUGGUAGUUGAAAAAGUGGGAGGCAGAUCAUCAGUGACAAGCUGCAUAUCAAGAUAUCCCUUGAAGUUCAUCAUACCCAAAAAGGUGGGUUCUUCCAAAACUGAUGCUGUCUGGGUUUAUGCCCUCAAUUUUGGAGGUGGAAUUGUAUCUGGUGAUAAUAUAUCAUGCAAGUUUUCUGUGGGAGAUGGCUGUACCAUGGUGUUAACGACCCAGGGCUCCACUAAGGUCUAUAAAUCUGUUGGAUCAAAGUGUUCUCACCAAAUAUUAGAGGCUACGGUUGGUAGGAAUGCACUUUUAGCCAUCAUUCCAGAUCCAGUGACAUGUUUUUCCACUGCAAGAUACUAUCAGAAGCAAGUUUUCACUGUUUCUUCAGAUUCAAAUUUGGUUAUUGUUGAUUGGAUUACUAGUGGGCGCCAUGAAAGUGGAGAAAAAUGGGAUUUUGAUCUAUAUAAAAGCACCAACAAUAUAUUCUUAGAUGAUGGUCAACCAUUAUUUCUAGAUACGAUGUUAUUAGAGAAAGAAAAAAUUGGCUGCAUAAAGGAUCACAUGCAGGACUACCAAGUUAUUGCAAUGAUUGUACUCCUAGGGCCAAAUAUGCAGUAUAUCCAGAAUCUAGUGCAAGGUAAUGUCAAAAGAAUUAUGUCUGAGAAAUUACAGUAUCCUUCUGCUGCCUUGAGUCACCAAAGAGACAAGGCGGAUCAUUUCAUGACAAAACCAAGCUUCAUGGCUUCUUGCAGUGUCUUUGGUCCUAAGAAAAUUGGCCUUCUUGUUCGAGUGGCUUCUGUGACAACUGAAUCAGUUUACAAGUUUCUACAACAUCAAUUGGCUCCCUUGGAGCCAAUAAUUGGUGUGCGACCUUACAGAUGAAGUGUAACUGUUUUCUGACAAGCACACGGUUUUAUGAUUUAUCAUUGUAAAUGCAAUCAAUUUGUAAUUUAUGAAUUAUUUGGAAUCCAAUUUAAGGAUUCAGUAGAAAAGUUUAGACUGAAUUCAUUGCCAAAAUUUUAGAAAUUUAGAGCUUCCAGGAAUUGGGUUCAGAUUAUUAGCGAUUUUGCUAUGAACAUUAUCUUAUAUCAAUCUAACUUUGAAGUUAAAUUAUUAAUUACAAUUUUCUUUCAA